AUGGCGCAAUCGACGCCUCUCUCCCUCCCGACCGCGCUAGUAUCGCCAGCCCGCAUCCGCAGCUACGUCCUACGGCUGCCACUCUUCACGCGCAUCACGAUCCUCCUCAUCCUGCUCUUCUACGUCCUUGAGUUCCAGUCGGUAUGGUCAGUCGUCAAUUGGGGCUCCCUGAAGCCCUCGGUGAUUGGGAUCUUCACCGGUGGCAUGCACAGGUUGAACACGUAUAUCUUCAUACACACCGGCUUCCUGCACAUGUUCUUUAACACGUUGGCGUUGGUGCCUUUGAUGGAGCGGUUUGAGAAGGAGUGCGGGACGUUGACGAGUAUUGCGCUUUGGGCAGGGCCAUUGGCUACGAUACCGGGUGGAUUGUAUAUUUUGGUCGAAAGGGGGAUUUGGGGAGGCGAUACAGCAAUUUGCGGCGCAAGCGGGCCCGUCUUCUUGCUGGUUGCGAGCGAGGGUGUGAGGAGUUGGAGGGCGAAUCCGUUCUUUGAGAUAUCGGGUGUCAAAGUGCCAACGUGGAUAACGCCAAUAGUUUUGGCGGUAGUCACGGCAAUCUUGAUUCCUGGGACGAGUCUGCUCGGUCACGUCUGUGCCCUGGCAGUUGGCUAUCUAUGGGGCCUCGGCUACAUACGAUUCCUAGCCCCUCCAGACAAAGUCAUCAGGUGGAUCGAAGGCAAGCUGAACCUCUUAGGAAGAGUGCCGCACUAUGUCUCGGUUGACCAGAAGACGUAUGGGAGGUAUGGUGUACUCCCGACGAGUGCGAAUGAGCAAGCACAUGCGAAUGGUAUUGGACUAGGAUGGGUCGGCACGAAUGGAGGGCAGCGGCUGGGCUCAUCGUAG
Messenger RNA from Cyphellophora attinorum, 840 nucleotides. Its product is annotated as Rhomboid protein 2. The transcript is spliced from 3 exons. Gene Ontology annotation, molecular function: serine-type endopeptidase activity. The record is from RefSeq and is a predicted model, not a curated record. Gene Ontology annotation, cellular component: membrane. The coding region runs from base 1 to 840 and encodes 279 amino acids. NCBI's taxonomy places the organism in Eukaryota, Fungi, Ascomycota, Eurotiomycetes, Chaetothyriales, Cyphellophoraceae.